Molecule: messenger RNA, 471 nt
Organism: Glycine soja
Lineage: Eukaryota; Viridiplantae; Streptophyta; Magnoliopsida; Fabales; Fabaceae
Product: plasmodesmata-located protein 1-like
Exons: 2
Coding region: 1-471 (156 amino acids)
Biological process (GO): plasmodesmata-mediated intercellular transport; transport of virus in multicellular host
Cellular component (GO): plasmodesma
Source: RefSeq, a predicted model, not a curated record
AUGAUAUGGGUUGUUACACAAGGCCAAUAUUGCCAGAACCUCAAACCGCUAUUGGAUUCCCUAGUGUUGGUGUCAACACAGAAGGGCUUCGUCGCGACUACACAAAACACAUUCACGGGCACAUUCCAAUGUAGAGGGGACCUCUCCAACGCCGAAUGCUACAACUACGUCAGCAAGAUUCCAAACAUGUUGGGGCACCUUUGUGGUGGCGGCACUGGUGCAGCUGAGCGAGUGCUACCUAUGGUACGAGGUGGUCAGGUGAGGAGGGAUGUAGCGUUUGGGAUGAUGGAGAACAACAUGCAAAAUAACAAAAAUUUGUUCUACACAGGGAGUUACCAGAGCCUCUAUGUGUUGGGGCAGUGCGAGGGUAUUUUGGGAAAUGCGGAUUGUGGAGGUUGUAUCAAGAGUGUUAUGGAACUGGCUUCAUCUUGCUCGCCGCCACUACACGAAUCUAUUCCACAUUCCGCCUAG